This is a messenger RNA of Globicephala melas (long-finned pilot whale), 3446 nucleotides long. It is a transcript of the gene P2RY2, whose product is annotated as purinergic receptor P2Y2. Gene Ontology annotation, biological process: positive regulation of mucus secretion; blood vessel diameter maintenance; phospholipase C-activating G protein-coupled receptor signaling pathway. Gene Ontology annotation, cellular component: plasma membrane. The record is from RefSeq and is a predicted model, not a curated record. NCBI's taxonomy places the organism in Eukaryota, Metazoa, Chordata, Mammalia, Artiodactyla, Delphinidae. Gene Ontology annotation, molecular function: G protein-coupled purinergic nucleotide receptor activity; A1 adenosine receptor binding; G protein-coupled UTP receptor activity.
GGAGCCUCGGUCCCCAGGCGGUAGGACAGUCGCCGCCAGCCCCUCCCCGGGCAGCACCCGAAGCGGACGCCCUGACCCCGCGGCCCUAUCGCCCGGCAGCGUCCCCAAGUGGUUGGCGGAGUGUCUGUCGGGACGGGAGGUGGUGAUGGCUGUGCCUGGGUCUGUCCAGAGUCCGUCCCGCCCCCGGCCUGACCCGGCAGGGUAGGAAGCCGGGCGGGGCUCUCAGGCACGUGGGUCCCCGCCGCGGCGACUGGACGCUGGCGCUGGCAACCGGGAGUCGCGGCCGGGGCACUGCGGGCUGACGAGCGCCCUGCGAGGUGAGAGCGGGCCGCCUGCAGGGCCCGGAGACGAGGAGACGGCGGCGGGCGGGCCCGGAUACGCGGCCGGUGGCGGCUCAGCCGGCACCGGGCAGGCAGAGCGGAGCGCGCGGGGCUGGCCGAGGAGGCGCGGUUCCCAGCCGGUGUGAGCGCUCCGGCAGGUCCGUGGUAGAGCUGGGUCUCCACUGGAGCUUCGAUCUUGGGGAAUGUGGACGGAUACCCGCACGGAUACCCGGGUGAACGUGCACGGAUACCCGGCACUCCACCCCCAGCAGAGGCAGGCAGCAGGAGUUUCCAGAAUGGUGAUGGGUCACUUUCCCCUGUCAAACUGGACAGGGCCAGCCAGACCAAGAUUGGAGCAGAGGAGGCAGCCCGGGGAAGGCUCAGCCUGGCUGACUUCCCGUGACCCAGAGCCCAAGCUGUCUCCACCUCCCUGUCUCAGGAGCCCAGGCACUGCCUGCCCUGAGAAAUGCUGGAAGCUGGGCGAGGCCCCAGGCCAGGGGACCUGUUUUUCCUGUUUCCCACAGAGUUCCCUGCAGCUCGGUCCAGGGGUCCAGGCGGGUGCAUUCAUGAGUGAGGAAUCUGAGCCUGCGCUGAGCAUCCUGACAGUGAGAGCAGGGGCUGGUCAGGGCGAUGGCCACAGGCCCGGGCCUCUGGAAUGGCACCAUCAAUGGCACCUGGGAUGGGGAUGAGCUGGGCUACAAGUGCCGCUUCAAUGAGAACUUCAAGUACGUGCUACUGCCUGUGUCCUACGGCGUGGUGUGCGUGCUCGCGCUGUGUCUGAACGCCGUGGCUCUCUACAUCUUCCUGUGCCGCCUCAAGACCUGGAACGCCUCCACCACAUACAUGUUCCACUUGGCCAUGUCGGACGCGCUGUACGCGGCCUCCCUGCCCCUGCUGGUCUAUUACUACGCCCGCGGUGACCACUGGCCCUUCAGCACAGUGCUCUGCAAGCUGGUGCGCUUCCUCUUCUACACCAACCUUUACUGCAGCAUCCUCUUCCUCACGUGCAUCAGCGUGCACCGAUGCCUGGGUGUCCUGCGUCCACUGCGCUCGCUGCGCUGGGGCCGGGCCCGCUACGCCCGCAGGGUGGCCGUCGCCGUGUGGGUGCUGGUGCUGGCCUGCCAGGCACCCGUGCUUUACUUCGUCACCACCAGUGCACGUGGUGGCCGCAUUACCUGCCACGACACCUCGGCACCCGAGCUCUUCAGCCACUUCGUGGCCUACAGCUCCGUCAUGCUGAGCCUGCUCUUCGCGGUGCCCUUCGCCAUCAUCCUGGUCUGUUACGUGCUCAUGGCUCGGCGGCUGCUAAAGCCGACCCACGGGACCUCGGGAGGCCUGCCGCGGGCCAAGCGCAAGUCGGUGCGCACCAUUGCCGUGGUGCUAGCUGUCUUCGCCCUCUGCUUCCUGCCUUUCCACGUUACCCGCACCCUCUACUACUCCUUCCGCUCGCUGGACCUCAGCUGCCACACCCUCAACGCCAUCAACAUGGCUUACAAGAUCACCCGGCCACUGGCCAGCGCCAACAGUUGCCUUGACCCCGUGCUCUACUUCCUGGCUGGGCAGAGGCUCGUGCGCUUUGCUCGGGACGCCAAGCCACCCACAGACCCCACCCCUACCACCCAGCUUCGCCGCAGGCUGGGCCUGCAUAGGUUCAACAGAACUGACACUAAGAGGACAGAAGACUCGGCCAGCAGUGAGGACUCUAGACAGAUAGAGUCCACACCGCCUGGUAGUGAAAACACUAAGGACAUCCGUCUGUAGGACCGGAACCCCUUGGGCCUGUGCCAGUUUGUGUCGGGUGGGACUGUAGACUUGUCCAAAUGGGACAGUCUCCCCAGAUAUGGGCCAUCAGUGAAUCAGGCCGGAUGGUCAAGGGGGCCGUGACCCCAGCGCUCUGUCAUUUGACAGGGGCGCAGUUUGUUCUCUGUGGUCCAGAGAGCUCAGCAGUCCCCACAUCCUGAGUCACCAUUUGUAUGUGAGAUGUGGGGAGUAAGGUUUUAAGAAAGGCAAGUGUUUGGGGCCAGCACUGCCCCUGGCCUGAAUCCCACAUAAAUACCUGGCUGUGCCUGCCAAGGUACCUAGGCUGGGCUCCAGCCUAAUCAAGUCAAGUGGAGAAACAGGCCCAGAGAGGAAAGUGACUUAACCAAGGUCACACAGCCAAGCCUGUGCCUGAGCUGCCUGGGAGGGACAGGGUCGCAUGUUGACCAGAGGACGCUGGUAAGGAGUCAGGGCUGAGCCAGAGGUUCCCACGAUGAGUCGGAGUGGUCUGAGUGCCACUGUGGGCUCAGCUCUGAGGGGGACGCCCAGCCCAAGGGAUGAACGUCUGGGAACUGAUGUCAUGAACCCAUCUGGAGGCUGGGAGCCAGUUGGAGGCUGGGACUUGUACUAAAGGUGUUGUUACCUGCUGAGCCGGACCCCGCUGUGUAGUUGGAGGUUGGGGAUACAGCCUGGGGAGCUCUCACCAUCCACACCAGGGUCCUUUCUCCAACCUGUUCUCUUCCGCCUCCCCAGUAGCUGCCUCAGUGGUGGCCUCGUACGAGGAAUAUAAAUGUACUCUCCAGACCCCAGGUCAUCCUCCACUUUAAAGUUAACUGGCUUUUAUGCCUGGUUUUGCUGGGUACAGAGGGGAGUCAGGUGGGGUCCCAGUCCUCAGGAUCCCCCAGUUUAGGAUUUAAUGGCGAUGACCAGUCAUGCGCUGGUAAAAGUUCAACCAUUUAGCUGACUCUCGGCGGGGGGUGCGGGGGUGAGGGGAACCCAUUAUUUGCAGCAUUGCCAGUUUCUGUGGUACAAAUACUCCUGCCACAGCCAGUUUCAGACUACCAAUGUGAUACCAGCCUCCUUGCAAAAUUCCUGAAAAAUUAACAGAGGGCUCUUGAGAGCAGGUACAAGUUUCUCUAGCACACCACUGGAUAAUGCUGAGUGGUUGAGGCAGUGGACCAGGGCAUCAGGGAAGGCUUCCUGGAGUGGGUGGACUUCUGAGAAAAGCACUUCAUCAGAGAAGAACAUCCAGGUGCAGGUGCGUUCUAGGCAAAGACAUGGGGGCAGGAGAGCAGGGCCUGCAGGAACUGGAAGCUGGCUGGGCAGUUGGUACCCAGGUUCAAGGCAGGAAUGGGGAGGGUGGGCGGG